This is a messenger RNA of Hirsutella rhossiliensis, 270 nucleotides long. RefSeq lists its product as uncharacterized. The record is from RefSeq and is a predicted model, not a curated record. The transcript is spliced from 2 exons. NCBI's taxonomy places the organism in Eukaryota, Fungi, Ascomycota, Sordariomycetes, Hypocreales, Ophiocordycipitaceae. Bases 1 to 270 code for a protein of 89 amino acids.
AUGAAGUUCCUCACCAACAUGCUGCUCCUCGGCGCCCUGGCCACCUCUGUCCUCGCCAACGCCAUCCCCGACGUCGCGGAGGAGGCCAAGCAGACUGCCGAAGUGGCCAACGACCAGGCCCAUUCGAGCGCCGACGAGGCCCCCGGAACCCUUGCCGAGGCCGCCCGAAAGCGGUGCGCCGGUUUCUGCGGCCCGCACGGCUGCCACUGCUCCCGGCCCAUCCGUGUCUGCCCGUGCCGCUCCAUCGGCCGUCCCUGCGUCUGCAGGUAA